Entrophospora candida is the source of this 802-nucleotide messenger RNA. The record is from the annotation of a GenBank genome assembly. NCBI's taxonomy places the organism in Eukaryota, Fungi, Glomeromycota, Glomeromycetes, Entrophosporales, Entrophosporaceae.
UAUGUACCCUUCUCCUCAACAUAUUACUUUUAUUAAAGGCCAAACAAUUAACUCUGUUCUCUCUGAAAAACAAAACAUUUCAACAUUUAUUGAAAUUUCCGUUACUGCAACAAUAGAAGAAGUAUUUGAUGUAUUACUUGCUGAAAAUAUUAUAAGUGUAUCUGUUUAUAGACUUUGGAGAGGUCAUAAACAACCAAUUGCGAUUGUUAAUGUUUUUGAUUUAGUUUCUUUUGUUUGUUUGCAGCCAAUUUUUGACAAUGAUGAAAUUUUAAGUAAUGACAAUAAUUCUUACUUUUUACAAAAACCAAUUGGUGAACUCAUUGGAUUAACGCCAGAGAGCACAAAUCUGACUGUAUGCCAUACAGAAGAUCCACUUGUUAAUCUAUUAGAUUUGUUUACACGUAAACAAAUUCAUCGUGUUUUGGUGUCCACUCAACAUCUAAUUGAAGACCCAGAUAUUGGCAAUGUCAUUAAUGAGGAAGAGGCGCAACCAUCUUUAACAGCUUUUAAAAAAAUGCAUCAAUAUGGAGUCGAGGCAGUUGCAAUUGUUAAUGAUAGUGGUAGCCUGGUUGGAGAAAUAUCAGCAGCUGAUUUACGUGGUUUAAAUAAAGAUCGUUUGAGUGAUUUAAAAAAACCUGUCAUAAUGUUCCUUAAAUCAACCAAAGGUGCAUUAAUUAAACCAUUAAUUUGUCAUCAGAAAUUUACUUUGAGCCAAGUUAUGGCAAGUAUUGUGCAUAAUAAGGCUCAUCGAGCUUGGGUUGUAGAUGAGAAUGAUAUACCUAUUGGUUAUGUUUUUACCUGA